Brassica oleracea var. oleracea is the source of this 1502-nucleotide messenger RNA. RefSeq names its product tRNA pseudouridine synthase A. Gene Ontology annotation, molecular function: pseudouridine synthase activity; RNA binding. Gene Ontology annotation, biological process: tRNA pseudouridine synthesis. NCBI's taxonomy places the organism in Eukaryota, Viridiplantae, Streptophyta, Magnoliopsida, Brassicales, Brassicaceae. The transcript has 9 exons. The record is from RefSeq and is a predicted model, not a curated record. Bases 40 to 1278 code for a protein of 412 amino acids.
UGUACUAACAACACCAGGCUAGGUCAAUCAAUAUCGGUGAUGGCAAGCAGGGUCUACGCUCAUUACCACCACGGAGAUGCCUGCAGCAAAGCUCGCUGGAACACCAGAGAGACAUUCCGGUUUAUGUAUGAUAGGCCAUGGCAACAUGUUCUUGAUUUCUACUCAAAUGCAGUGGCGGGAAAGCUUUCAGUCCUGAACUUGUUUGAGCCCAAAAAGAUUUUGGCUCAUGAUGAUGAGGAAAGAGAAGGGAUGCCUCUUCGAACUGAGUUGGAGACUUGCGGUAGAAAAGAUGGGAGGACGGGGAGGUGGGAAAGAGUAAACUUCAAGAUACUUGUUUCAUACAAUGGAGCUUCCUUUGAUGGAUGGCAGAAACAGCCUGACUUGCACACUGUUCAGAGUGUAGUAGAGAAGUCUCUGGGGGCAUUUGUGGAUGAAAAGAAAGCCCAACUUCUGAAGAAAAAAUGUAAACCAUUAGAAGGACGUGUCCUUGUCGCGGGAAGAACCGACAAAGGAGUGUCUGCUCUUAAUCAAGUUUGUUCUUUCUAUACCUGGAGAAAAGACAUUGAACCUAUUGAUAUAAAAGAUGCUAUCAAUAAAGAUGCUUCCGGGAAACUUAGGGUUGUGUCAGUCUCUAAGGUUUCCCGAGAAUUUCAUCCGAAUUUUUCUGCAAAAUGGAGGCGCUAUUUGUAUAUAUUUCCCUUGGAUCAUGCGUGCGGGAGUGGCCAAGAUCGUGAGAACUUAAUCUUUUUUGAUGAGAACCAUGGAAAGCAAAGAAAUGGGCUCUUAAGUGAAGAGAAUACUGAAGGAGUAGGCGAGGAGGACGAUGAGCUUGAAACAGAAGAGGUGAAUGGAGGAAAACCAAGUGACUUUAGUGUAAGCAAGGUUGAUCAACUUUUACAGCAGCUUCAAGGAAAACUAUUAUCCUACAAGAUGUUUGCUCGUGAUCUAAAAGCUGCAAGAAACGAAGGUCCACCUACAGAAUGCUUCAUGUACCAUGCACGGGCAGCCGAGAUUAGAUUGUCCUCUCCUGAGUAUGUGGAAGGAAGAAGAGUGAUGUGCGUUGAGCUUGUCGCUAACCGAUUUCUCCGGAAGAUGGUUCGAGUUCUUGUAGCAACAUCAAUCCGAGAAGCUGCUGCUGGCGCGGAAAAUGAUGCAUUGUUAAAACUUGUAGAAGCUUCAUGCAGACGAGCCACAGCUCCUCCGGCUCCAUCUGAAGGUCUCUGUCUCUUCGAUGUUGGUUAUGUUGACUUUGACCCUCAUUCUUCUCUCAUUUCUUGAGAAUGGCUUUAAUACAUUUUAAGUUGUAUUGAUAUCUCUCAUGGGUUAUUGGUUGCGAAUUUAGUUUAUUUUCCCUAAGUUCUGGACAAUGAGUAUGAAUGUUUACAAUGCCAAUGUCCAUAUAUGAUGAAUAUGUGAAGAAAUCAUAUCAUGAUCAAGUGUAAUAUUCAUACAUUUUUGUUGCAGAUACAUUAUGCGCUAUAGUAAGACAGAUCCAGCUUUCA